AUGCGGUCUCUUCUUCUAUGCUGUGCAUUUCUCGUAGCGUUAGCUCAAAGUGCUCGGCUUCCCAAACGUACGAAAUCAGUCUGGAAUGUGGAAAACUUCAAAUCUUUCGUUACUUUCGGCGACAGUUAUACGGAUGAGAAUCGGCUAAACUACUUUGCGACCAACAAUGGCUCCGCUCCUCCUCCGGGCACCCUUCUCCCGGAGAGCUUCAGUACUGCAGGUGGCGGUCGAACGUGGCCUCGAUAUGUGGUCCAGUAUACAGGCGAUAGCGUGAACGGUGAAUGGGUGCCACAGAUGACACUGUACAACUAUGCAGUAUCGGGCGCUGUAUGCUCUAACGAGAUCACACCGAGGUACUUCCCUGCCAUCAACGCCAAUUUUCCCUCCGUCCUUGAGUACGAGGUCCCAGCCUUUCUAGCAGACAAAGCCUCGGUCCGCAUCAACACGACUGAACCAUACUUUAACCCAGUCUUGACCGCCUCUGAUUCUGUCUACUCUCUAUGGAUCGGAACCAAUGACCUUGGCGUCUGGGCCUUCUUGACUAAUUCUCAAGUCCCCGGCAAAGUCCUCUCCGACUACACGUCGUGCGUUUACACCGUCCUAGACCAACUCUACGACUCUGGCGCGCGCAACUUUGUCCUGUUCAACAAUGCACCCCUGCAGCUCGCGCCACUGUAUGCGAAUGACACCCUGAACGGCACAGGACCCGGCCCAUACUGGCCCAACAAACCGGAGAAUCACACACAGAUCGCUGAAAUUAUGCACGAAUACACAACAUCCACCAACACGAUCUUCCGGUACCAGGCACCAUUCGAGGCCGUGAUUGCGAGACGAUAUCCCGGUGCCAAUUUCGCAAACUUUGACGUUUGGCAACUGCUGUCUGACAUCUAUCAUAACCCAACCGAGUAUCUCAACGGAACUCAGCCGGCGAACGUGUCGGGCUGGGAGAACCAUUGUCAGAUUGAUCGGACAGGCUGUGUACUUGAGUACAAAGGGACCAGCUCAGAUAGCUUUUUGUGGUAUGACGAGCUACACAAGAGUGAGCAAGCCGACCGUAUCAUUGCGAGGAACUUCGUGGAUGUGCUGAAUGGUGCUUCACCGUACGCAACGUAUUGGUCUGGACAUGGCGGCUAUUCAAAGAGUGGCAGAUAUCAGUGGUGA
Coniosporium apollinis CBS 100218 is the source of this 1161-nucleotide messenger RNA. RefSeq lists its product as uncharacterized. NCBI's taxonomy places the organism in Eukaryota, Fungi, Ascomycota, Dothideomycetes. Gene Ontology annotation, molecular function: hydrolase activity, acting on ester bonds. The record is from RefSeq and is a predicted model, not a curated record. The coding region runs from base 1 to 1161 and encodes 386 amino acids. The transcript has 3 exons.